AAUUCAUCCCGCAGGCAUUUGGAAUGCCCUUAUCCCAAGUCAUUGCCAAUGACCGGGCCUAUAAACUUAAGCAGGACUCACAGAGGGAUGAGCAGAAGGAUGCAUCUGAUUUUGUGGCUUCCCUCCUCCCGUUUGGAAAUAAAAAACAAAACAAAGAACUCUCAAGCAGUAACUCAUCUCUCAGCUCAACCUCAGAAACACCAAAUGAGUCCACGUCCCCAAACACCCCGGAACCAGCUCCUCGUGCCAGGAGGAGGGGUGCCAUGUCAGUGGAUUCUAUCACUGAUCUGGAUGACAACCAGUCUCGACUAUUAGAAGCUUUACAACUCUCCUUGCCUGCUGAGGCUCAAAAUAAAAAAGAAAAAGCCAGAGAUAAGAAACUCAGUCUGAAUCCUAUUUACAGACAGGUCCCUAGGCUGGUGGACAGCUGCUGUCAGCACCUGGAAAAACAUGGCCUCCAGACAGUGGGAAUAUUCCGAGUUGGAAGCUCAAAGAAGAGAGUGAGACAAUUACGUGAGGAAUUUGACCGUGGAAUUGACGUCUCUCUGGAAGAAGAGCACAGUGUUCAUGAUGUGGCAGCCUUGUUGAAGGAGUUCCUAAGGGACAUGCCAGACCCCCUUCUCACCAGGGAGCUGUACACGGCAUUCAUCAACACUCUCUUGUUGGAGCCAGAGGAACAGCUGGGCACCUUGCAGCUCCUCAUCUACCUUCUACCUCCCUGCAACUGCGACACCCUCCACCGUCUCCUACAAUUCCUCUCUAUCGUGGCUAGGCAUGCUGAUGACAAUGUCAGUAAGGAUGGACAAGAGGUCACAGGAAACAAAAUGACAUCUCUGAACUUGGCCACCAUAUUUGGACCCAAUCUGCUGCACAAGCAAAAGUCAACAGACAAGGAAUUCUCAGUGCAGAGUUCAGCCCGAGCUGAAGAGAGCACAGCCAUCAUAGCUGUCGUGCAGAAGAUGAUUGAAAAUUAUGAAGCCCUGUUCAUGGUUCCCCCAGAUCUCCAGAAUGAAGUGCUGAUUAGCCUGUUAGAGACCGACCCUGAUGUUGUGGACUAUUUACUCAGAAGGAAGGCUUCCCAAUCAUCAAACCCUGACAUGCUGCCGUCGGAAGUUUCCUUUUCCAUGGGAGGGAGGCAUUCAUCUACAGACUCCAACAAGGCCUCCAGUGGAGACAUCUCCCCUUAUGACAACAACUCCCCCGUGCUGUCUGAGCGCUCCCUGCUGGCUAUGCAAGAGGACAGGGCCCCGGGGGGCUCGGAGAAGCUUUAUAAAGUGCCAGAGCAGUAUAUGCUGGUGGGCCAUUUGCCGUCGCCAAAGUCAAAGUCAAGGGAAAGUUCUCCUGGACCAAGGCUUGGAAAAGAUAUGUCAGAGGAGCCUUUCAAUAUCUGGGGAACUUGGCAUUCAACAUUAAAAAGUGGAUCCAAAGACCCAGGAAUGACAGGUUCCUAUGGUGACAUUUUUGAAAGCAGCUCCCUCCGACCGGGGCCCUGUUCCCUCUCUCAAGGCAACCUGACCCUGAAUUGGCCUCGGUGGCAGGGGAGCCCCGCGGAGCUGGACAGCGGCACUCAGGUCAUUCGGAGGACUCAGACGGCGGCCACCGUGGCGCAUAGCGGUGUCCACCCUCCCGCGUCGCGCGUCUGCAGCACUUCCGCCACCCAGGGCGGAGGCUGCGCAGGCCGGCGGCCGGCGGCCAGGUCCGAGCCGCACUUGACCUUGAGCAGCGCGGAAGACCCGAUCGAGGGCGAGCUGGACGCCGCGUGGCUGCGGAGCCGUUCCCAGCCUUCCUACCGGAGACCUCGGGAGAGUGGCAGGGAUGACAGGAGGCCCCCUCCUCCUUACCCGGGGCCGGGGAAGUCCCCAGGGUCAUCGACCCAGCCGCCCGGGGAGCCUCCCUUGUGGAGGCCGCAGAGGCCGCAAGAAGGAUCAGGAACAGCCUUGGAAGAGGAAGGCCAGCCGGCCGCGCGGGAGCAUCAGGCCCCGAAGACAAAACUGAGCAGCGCCUACUCCCUCCCUGCCCGCGAGCACAACAGUCCGAACUUGGGGGACGCCAGCUGGCUCGAC
Molecule: messenger RNA, 2063 nt
Organism: Castor canadensis (American beaver)
Lineage: Eukaryota; Metazoa; Chordata; Mammalia; Rodentia; Castoridae
Source: RefSeq, a predicted model, not a curated record